Triticum aestivum (bread wheat) is the source of this 1777-nucleotide messenger RNA. Its product is annotated as E3 ubiquitin-protein ligase ATL41. The transcript has a single exon. The record is from RefSeq and is a predicted model, not a curated record. Bases 126 to 761 code for a protein of 211 amino acids. Lineage: Eukaryota; Viridiplantae; Streptophyta; Magnoliopsida; Poales; Poaceae.
CAUACAUACCUAAAACCUAAAUGAUCUGUCCCAGCAAGAGAACCAUCCAAAAUUUUGAGAUCACCAACCUGUCUACAUAUAUAUAGCUAGCUGUAGCUUCGUUUCCCAAAGCCAUUUCCUCCACCAUGUCCUCAUACAUCGCGCCGUUCGAGCCCGGAGAGGCCGUGGCCCCGUGCUGCAGCACAACCACGCUGCUCAGCGCGUUGGCGGCAUCCGUCGCCUGCUGCUUCUUCCUCGUCGUCAUCUUCCUCUGCCUGCGCUUCCUCCACCUUCGCCGCACCAGGACGCGGCACCACGGCGCACAGCCCCUGCAAGGGCAGGGCCAGGCCCAGCAGCCCAAGCACGGCCUCGACGCCGCCACCAUCGCGCUCUUCCCGUCUUUCCCGUACCGGCGGGACCGCUCGGCGUCGGCGCCGGACGAGUGCGCCGUGUGCCUCAGGGUCGUCGACGAGGGGGAGACGGUGAGGCAGCUCCCGAGCUGCAAGCACCUGUUCCAUCAGGAGUGCGUCGACGUGUGGCUCCUGUCCAACGCGUCGUGCCCGGUCUGCCGUGGGAAGGUCGAGCGGGCCGCGGGCGCCGAUCAGCGCGAGAGAGCCGCGGCAUCAGCGGCCGUCGUGCCAAUCGAGAUGAUGGACGAUGAAACGCUGUCUCCAUCGCCGUCGACGUCGUUAGAGCCGUCCGCGCCGGAGCGGCCGGGCUGGUUUGGCGGGCGAGCCUCCGGCUCCCGCUCCGGCCAGGAAACGGACUUGGAGCGGCAAUAGCAGUCAUUUUCCAGGGAGUCCGGGACUCCUGUAUAUGAUCGCACGAUCUGUUGAAGUAGGUAGCAACAGGUUCGUCAUUCGUAUAUGCAGAGAGCUUGUUGGCAGCACACAUUUUAUUCGGUUGUUGUAAACGAUCAGUAUUGCGACCCUAACUUGCAUGGGCGCUUAUUCAUAGGCGAACGCUCGGCCGGUCGCGGCUCGCUAGCGACGACACAAAUGCGUGGGGCCACUCUAGCCACACAUUCCCGUGAGGCCGUGACCCAUCCCGCACUCCCUCCCAUCAGUUUUUUUAUUCCUUCACAUCCUUAUCCACUCCCUUCUAGCAUCUUCUUCCUCAUCACAUCUCAUCGGAUAAGUUCAUCCACCUCCCGACUUUGCCUGAGCUGUUGUGCUCUAGAUCCAUACGAGGCGUCCACGAGCUUGUUUUCGAGGGGGUCGGGCAGAGCUACAAGAGUGGGAGGCGGAGGGGAGCUGGUCUACAUCAAAGAUAUUGGGAGGCGGAGGGGCGGCAUGGCGACUAGCUGCACAGCAGGAUGCAAGCCGCGAUGGUGCUACUACAUGAUACAACCGGCAGGAUGGGGAGCUGCAACCCCUGGCUAGCGGAGCUGCAACCGAGGCGUGGUCGAACUGCAUCCAGUGACGGCCGCCAAACGGCUAGCUACAAAUGGCGGUUCCCAGAGCUGCAACCGCCCGUUGGUCGAGCUGCAUACCGCGACACACCCGACGGCGAGCUGCAACCGUGCAGUACAAGCUGAUGGACGAGACGGCGGCGACAAGCUGCAAUAGGUGAUCUGGAUUGCUGGAUCUGGUUUUGCUGGAACAAGUGUCUUUUUUGCUGGAACUAGUAAUCCUUUUUGCUACAAUCUUUUUCUUUUGUUUGCUACAAUCGAAUCAAUGGGAGUCACCCUGUUGUUAUUUUUGCUGGAACCAGCAUUUAUUUUUGCUGGAACUAGCAAUUUUUUGGCUACAAUCAACCACCCAAGUUCUCCUGCUGAGAUUGAUUUUGCUGGCACCGA